CAGUACCAUAUUCAUAAGAAAUGAAGCAAGGAGCCACAAACUGAAGAUGCCAUUAUAACUUCUGGAAUCUGCUGGGCUUUGACCCAAGUAUUUACAUUUUGCCACUGGGAAGUUAUUGGGGCAAUGCAAAAUGAACCUAUCCAAAAAGAAGGUGACAUUCAGUGAGGCCCCUGUGGUUUUAGGUUCUGCUAGCAAAAGCGUCCAUUCUGGGAUCCUACAACAUUACCAUCAGUUCAUCAUCAAACACCUAUCUCUUACAUCUCACCUUUAUAGAAAGCUGCAGGAACAUGGAAUUCUAACUACUGAACAAAUUGGUUUACUUGAGAUAGAAGAGUCUCCAGACAAAAGAAUAUCCAAACUGCUAGACAUUUUAAAAAGUGCCAACAAUCAUACCUUCACAAUGUUUUGUGCGAUUCUUCAUGAAACGGGUCAACAUCAUCUCGCACAAACCUUGCAUAAGGCAGCAAGUGACAAUGGACCAGUGUUACCCAACAUAUCUUUGGUACCGCAACCAAAGCACGUCCUAAAUGAAACCUUGUCAUGGCAUCAUGAAUACGACAGAGCAAUAAAAGAGGAAACUAUAAAGAAGAGGGAAAAAAUGCAAGGCAUGAGGAGCAAGUAUUUGGCUAACUUGCAAAAACUUGAAGAAAGAAUAUCAUUAGCCAAAUGGGAAAGGGACCUUGCUAUAAGAGAGAGGGACAUUACCUUGAACGAGAACCGAGGUCUCCAGAACCUGAACACUGAACUACAGUCACUGAUCAUGAAACUGAGAGAGACAACUCUCCAUUCAAAGACAAAAAACCUGGAAAUUCCAGCUGACUAUAAAGAAGGAAGAGCUAAAAGGCUUCAACCUUUAAAGCAUGUAUAUUUAACUUACACGGGAUCCAAAUCUCACCAGCAGAUAACUGGAAUCUAAAAUAUUCUUCACACAUUUUCUUUUUUAAAAGAUGUAAAUACCAUAUUGGGUUAGAACGUUCAUGCAUGUAUGUACUUAAUAACAAGAUCUAUAGCCUUUCCUUUACAAAUGCACUGCCAUCAUACUUGUUACAUAAAGCAGCUUGAGUAAAUACAAGUAGCAAACCUACAGAUGGUACCUGUACAGAGUGAAAUGCAUGUGAAUCACUCUUAAAUUGAUACUGACAAGCAAAAGUGCUCUUAAUUUUGUCCCAUAUACAUUAAUGCUUUGAAUCGUAAAAGAUACAUCAAGUAUUUAUGCUGUAAAAUUGCAUAAUUACAAGUAAAUGCAUGAUGUGGCAGCGAAUAUAUGCUUCAUAUCAC
Molecule: messenger RNA, 1278 nt
Organism: Xenopus tropicalis (tropical clawed frog)
Lineage: Eukaryota; Metazoa; Chordata; Amphibia; Anura; Pipidae
Exons: 5
Coding region: 131-916 (261 amino acids)
Biological process (GO): regulation of apoptotic process
Molecular function (GO): protease binding; death domain binding
Source: RefSeq, a predicted model, not a curated record